Messenger RNA from Penaeus monodon (black tiger shrimp), 2102 nucleotides. RefSeq names its product proton-coupled folate transporter-like. The record is from RefSeq and is a predicted model, not a curated record. Gene Ontology annotation, biological process: transmembrane transport. Gene Ontology annotation, molecular function: transmembrane transporter activity. Gene Ontology annotation, cellular component: membrane. Lineage: Eukaryota; Metazoa; Arthropoda; Malacostraca; Decapoda; Penaeidae.
AUGUCUACAGAACUUAUUCCACUUUCAAGCAGGUGGAAUCUAAAGCAAGCGAACUGGCAUUUAUUUACAAAGGUCCUAGAAGACUGGUCAAGCAGUUUUAUUCCACCAUUUGGAUCACCUCGAAUCUGGUCUAGUUACUGCCUUACACACAGCAGCACAUCAAGCCAAACCACCAAUGUCUCUGCUUCCCACUUUCACAGGAACUAUUGGUACUACAACAUUAAAGGAGCUGCCAGCAAAGUCAUCGAGAAGGAAAUCCUGGAGAAAAAGACUUUCACAUGGAUCCAGUGGCCCUUAAAUGUCCACACUUCCCUAUCAGAUCUCUGGGGGAGAUUGAGCAUAGUCACUGCCAAGUUCAGGAGACAACCAUGUCACCCACAGCCGAAGCAAGAGGCUUAUGGAAUGGCCGUGAUGUUCAAGACUAGGAGUGACACAUCACAGCUCCCGCUCCCAGUUAGAAAUUGCCUUUCAACCCUACUGCCUGAGAGAGAUGAGGCUAUCCACCGAGCUCUUCAGACGUCUGCAGAUUCAGAAACUCCAUUCACCUUCGAGGAGAACCGAUGCAUCAACAGUCUAUCCGUGCUCGUGAGUGAGGAAGUGAAGAAUAACGUGUUGAAGAAUAGAAAAGAAAGUAUAUCGGGUUAUUCGCUACCCAGCCGAGACUCAGACUUCAAGCAACAUGACCGAUGGAUCGGAUCGGCUGUGCUGGGGGCGCUCAAAUCCGUGUCCGUUGAGCCCGUGAUGCUGGUGGACGGAGCGUGCAAUCAAGCGAUGCUUCUCUUCAUCGAGAACGUUCAGAUGAACAAAAUUUGUUCUAUCAAACUUGGCCUCCCUGAUCAGGUGUGCAACAACCUGUCUGAACAUCCCGAGAAGGACGUUUUAGUUCAGAGAGAGUUCAGCGUCUGCCUCUACAACAGCAUCAUCAUGUCUAUCAUUCCUCUCAUCGUGCUCUUUAUGGGAGCUUGGAGUGAUAAAUACGGAAGAAGGUUAAUUCCUUUGCUGAUGACGCUGAUUGGCCAUGUCAUGUACGCCGGAGGAUAUCUCUUGAGCAACUGGCAGACGUCUUGGCCCGUCGAGGUCAUCUACCUCGUCACCGUCUUGGAGGCUUUGGGCGGCGGCAACGUGGGCCUCUUGUGUACCACCAUCAGCUACAUCAGUGAUAUUUGCCCCGAGAAAACUCGCACCUCUCGCGUCAGCACAGCCAACUCUCUGUGGUACCUUGGGGGUCCUGUGGGCACCCUGCUUGGGGCGCUGGUCAUUAAGUACGGCGGCUACAACUUGGCUCUCCUGCUGGUUCUGCUGGCCUACCUCUCGGCCGUCCUGUACGUGGUGUUCGUCAUCAAAGAAUCGCACGGACCUUUCGCCAAGACAAAUUUGCAGGACCAUGAAUCAGCCAAGCAAGAAGCAAGUCUCGACAGCAAGGAUGUGUCCAAACUGCGCAUGGCGUCCGAUUUCUUCAACUGGCGGCGUGUGGUUGAGUCCUUCAAGACGGCGUUCAGACAGCGCGAGGGCAACGCUCGCAUGUUCAUCAUGGCCAUCAUCCUCAGCAACAUGCUCCGUCGCGUCGCUAGAGGUUUCUUCAUGUACAUGUUCGUGCGUCGCGCCCUGUCCUGGGAGGCCACCGACUACGGCUACUGGAUCACCUAUCGGAAUCUGCUUGCGGCCAUCGGUUCGCUGUUUCUGGUGCCGAUCCUCACCAAGAUGCUGUCUUUUACGGACGCCUCGCUGGCCGUGCUGGGCUCCUUAUCCAUCAUGGGCGAAUAUGUGUGCUACAGUCUUGUCAACGGCGUGUCUCAGGCGUUCCUCAUGUGGUUGGGACCUCCCGUCGGCGUCAUCUCCAACGCCAGCGUCAUCGCCUUUAGAUCGUUGUCCACCAAACUUGUCAGCAAAGAGGAGAAAGGUCGCAUCAGCGCAGUCAUGGCCGCCAUGAAUGGCCUGAUGCCCAUGGUCGCCUACGCCGCCUAUUCCCCCAUUUACUACAUGACAGUUGACACAUUGCCAGCUGCCCAGUUCUUCUUCGGGGCCUCACUCAACGUGCUCAUCAUGAUCAUAUUCAUGUAAGUGCUGGGGUAGCUCUGCCCAGAAUGUCCACGAUGUAUAUG